Messenger RNA from Pseudoliparis swirei, 5845 nucleotides. RefSeq names its product zinc fingers and homeoboxes protein 1-like. The coding region runs from base 583 to 3024 and encodes 813 amino acids. The transcript is spliced from 7 exons. Gene Ontology annotation, molecular function: DNA binding; DNA-binding transcription factor activity, RNA polymerase II-specific. Gene Ontology annotation, cellular component: nucleus. The record is from RefSeq and is a predicted model, not a curated record. Lineage: Eukaryota; Metazoa; Chordata; Actinopteri; Perciformes; Liparidae. Gene Ontology annotation, biological process: regulation of transcription by RNA polymerase II.
GUCAAGCUUUAGUUUGCGCUUUUAUUUUGAAAAAUAAAACGAUACCGGAUGUACUUAUUGGCCGUUGUUCGCUUGUAUCGGCGGUGUACAAAAAAAAAUGGCCAUCGGUGGGUUCGCUGAACUAUCGGUGCCGUUUUUAUUAAACCGUCUUUUCUACUAAACGACGCCGGCGGUCGCGAGCAGAUGUGGAGCCGUCGCGGUUCCAACUGACGACCGGCGGGGGAAGCUCCCGCCUCCAGGCCGCCGGAGAGGCGCCGCGUCCCGGGCUGGAAGCAGAUGGGCUCCUCGGUGUCUUCGGGUAAAAGGCGGAAGACUGCGCAUCGAGCCGCGAGCCCCCGCGAGCCGUUCCCCUCGUGAGGAAGCGGUCGGUUCACCGGAGGAACCGGCGGUCGGACCCGCGCCGCCCGCGGGAGAGAACCCGUUAUAGAGCCCCGCGUCCCGCGAGCAUCGGAUCAAAGACGACGGAGGAAAACCCUUUUCGACGGAUGACGUCACACUUCAUGGAGGGACGACUCGAGCUGAAACGGCGUUGACACUCAGCGGGACGACCCACCGAUAGACCCCCCCCCCCCCCCCCCCGGCAUGGCGAGCCGGAGGAAGACCACCACCCCGUGCAUGGUCCCCCCUCGGGAGGCCGUGGACUCGGACCAGGAGAUGGAGGACGUCGGCGACGCGCCCGAGCCGGACGAUGGCGGCGCGGCGGCCAUCUUCCCCGAGCCGCCGGAGGAGGCGGGCGAGGACUCGGGACCCGGGUCCACGCCGGACCUCUACCUGGACGCCAACAUGGCGGAGGGCGGCUACGAGUGCAAAUACUGCAGCUUCAAGACGGCGGAGCUCAAGCUGUUCACGCUGCACGUGGACCAGGAGCACCCCGACGUGGUCACCAACACCUCGUACGUGUGCAUGGAGUGUGACUACCACACCAAGAGCUACGACACCCUGCUGGCGCACAACGCUCGCCUCCACCCGGGCGCGGGCGCGUUCCGGCGCACGAUGGUGCGGCGCAGCCACGAGACGGUGUUCCGGCAGUCGGUGAAGCAGGAGGACGAGGCCGCGUCGCGCCGCAUCGCGCUCAGCCAGACGCCCAUCAUGAGGAGCCGCGGCCGGCCGGAGCUCAACAAGUUCGCCGGGCUGCACAAGAUGGCCGCCGCCGACGUCAUCAAGGUGGAGAGCGAGGAGGACGAGGAGCCGCCGGCGCCGUCUCCCGCCCCGGCGUUCGCCGCGGCGCCGCGCCUCGUCCCCGUCUCCGCGCCCGUGCAGGUGCACGCCGUGCCGCAGAGCAUCGUGGUCAACGGCUCCAACCUGCUGCAGAUCAAAGGCGGCGGCGUGCUGCCCCCCGGCACGCUGGCCCAGGUGCUGUCGGCGCUGCAGAACCAGCAGAACUGCAGCCAGACGCAGCUCCUCAUCCCCAUCAGCAGCAUCCCCACCUACAACACGGCCAUGGACAACAACGUCCUGCUGGUCAGCGCCUACAACAGGUUCCCGUACCCUUCGCUGUCGGAGGUCCUCGGCUUGUCGUCUCAGACCAAGUUCAGCGAGGAGCAGAUCAAAGUCUGGUUCUCCGCCCAGAGGCUGAAGCACGGAGUCAGCUGGACGCCGGAGGAGGUGGAGGAGGCGCGGAGGAAGAAGUUCAACGGCAUGGUGCAGGCCGUCUCUCAGACCAUCACCGUCAUCCCCGCCAACAUGGCCGCCGGCGGGCUGCAGUCCAUCUUCCAUACGUGUCAGAUCGUGGGCCAGCCGGGCCUCGUGCUCACGCAGGUGUCGGGCGGCGGGAGCGCCGUGCCGGUCGCCGCCCCCAUCACCCUGACGGUGGCGGGCGUCCCCGGCAACCGGCCCAAAGCCGCCGAGCCGUCGGCGACCGAGUCCAAGACGGAGACGCUGUCGGCCGGCGCGGUGCGCGGCCCGGACGCCGCGGCGGCGCCGUCGUCCUCCAAACCGAAGAAGUCCAAGGAGCAGCUGGCGGAGCUGAAGGCGAGCUACGGCCGCCGGCAGUUCGCCACGGAGGCGGAGAUAUCGCGUCUCAUGCAGGUCACCAAACUCUCCAAGCGGGCGAUCAAGAAGUGGUUCAGCGACACGCGCUACAACCAGAGGAACGCCAAGGACCACCACGGCGUGCCGCUGGGCGAAGCCCCGCCCACCAAGCUGCGAGGAGCGAGGAGCGGCCUCGACGACGACAGCGGCGGCGCCUCCACGAUCGUGGUCAUCGACUCCAGCGACGACGCCAGCGACUGCUCGCCGCCCGCCGCCCGCGACCCGCGCGUGAAGUUCCGCCACGCCUUCCCCGACUUCACGCCGCAGAAGUUCAAGGAGAAGACGGCGGAGCAACUGCUGGUGCUGGAGGCGAGCUACCAGGGCUGCAGCACGCCGCCGGACGAGGAGCUCGGCCGGCUGCGCGGCGCCACCAAGCUGACGCGGCGCGAGCUCGACGCCUGGUUCACCGAGAGGAGGAAGACGCCCUCGAAGGAGGAGGAGGAGGAGGACGAGGAGGACGAAGACGAGAGCCGGAGCACGCCGCCCUCCGGCAGGAAGUCGCUGAAGAAGACGACGGAGCAGCUGCACUUCCUGAAGAAGGCCUUCGUGCGGUCGCAGUGGCCGACGGCGGCGGAGUACGACGUGAUGGCGGCCGACAGCCGGCUGCCCCGGAGCUACAUCGUCAACUGGUUCGGAGACACGCGCUACGCCUGCAAGAACAGCAACCUGAAGUGGUUCUACCUGUACCAGAGCGGCAAGGUGGACGAAGCUCUGAACGGAGAAGUCAAGACCCAGAAGAAGUCCAGGAAGCGGUUCCGCGGCUGGUCCAGAAGGACACGCCGGCCCUACCCCUGCAAACGCUCGAGCCCACAAGGGGGCGCCACCCCCAUCAAGCUUGGAGAGAUGUCGAUGCGCGUCAGUGUUUCUCAGCUGGCGGCUCGGGACCCACCGACGGCCGCGGGGAGCGCCGACGGGGACCAGGCACCUGAUCGGGACCCGGCUCUGAGCCUGGGAGACGGCGCUUUGGGUCCCGCUGCAGCUGAGACGUACUGAGUCAGAGGACAUGGGGGGGGGAGGGGCGUGGCUUCUUUUUGCAGACGGGGACCAAUCGGACGCGUGGGAAAGACUCGCCGGGCGCCCUGCGAGUGAGUUUCAACCCCCUGCCGGGCUUUUAUUUUGGCGAGGAAGACGGAGCUUUUGUCAUUUAUAAAUAAAUAAAAAUAAAAAAGCAUUUUUUAAAAGAGACCUGUUUUUAAAGUGAGAGGCUUGCAUGGUUUUUAUUAAUAAUAAAGAAUAAAGGACCAUUUUCAAAACAGUGACAACAUUUUUCUGAAAGAAGUUUUCUACGUGUUUGUUGUUUGUGAAUAGACUCUCCGUGUCUCGUGGUUCUGACUUCGUUGAAUCCACUUCUGCAUUUUGACGUUUUUGUACGUUUUUUUAAGUCUUAACGACAAACAUGAAAUGUGCCGAGUCAUUCUGGGGCUCGAGUGUUUGGGUCACGGGGGGGAAAUCCACCCUAAAUACACAAUACGUCAGACUUAUUAAUAUAUUUAUUAUUAUUGCAUCGUGGACUCUUCUCCCACAAUGCAACAGGAACAGUAGUGUUAGCGUAAGAAAGUAGAAGCAGACAGUUAUUCUAUUUUCAUGGACAAUUUUCUCUGAAAAAAAUAAAUAAAGUUAUAUCUACGAUUAAAAAUAAAAUUAAAAUAACUGACAAAUUAAUUUUAAUUAUUGAUGAGUUCAGUGUCACUUUCAGAAGACCCUCGUCUCUAGACCCUCUCUAGACCUUCGUCUCUAGACCCUCGUCUCUAGUCCCUCUCCACACCCUCGUCUCUAGACCCUCUCUAAACCUUCGUCUCUAGACCCUCGUCUCUAGACCCUCUCUAGACCUUCGUCUCUAGACCCUCUCUAGACCUUCGUCUCUAGACCCUCUCUAGACCUUCGUCUCUAGUCCCUCGUCUCUAGACCCUCUCUAGACCUUCGUCUCUAGUCCCUCGUCUCUAGACCCUCGUCUCUAGACCUUCGUCUCUAGACCCUCCUCUCUAGUCCCUCGUCUCUAGACCCUCUCUAGACCUUCGUCUCUAGACCCUCGUCUCUAGACCCUCUAGACCUUCGUCUCUAGUCCCUCGUCUCUAGACCCUCUCUAGACCCUCGUCUCGACCUUCGUCUCUAGUCCCUCGUCUCUAGACCCUCGUCUCUAGUCCCCGUCUCUACACCCUCUUCUGUAGACCCUCGUCUCUAGACCCUCUUCUGUAGACCCUCGUCUCUAGAUCCUCGUCUCCAGCCCCUCGUCUCUAGUCCCUCUCCACACCCUCGUCUCUAGACCCUCUUCUUUAGACCCUCUUCUCUAGACCCUCGUCUCUAGUCCCUCUCUAGACCCUCUUCUUUAGACCCUCGUCUCUAGACCCUCGUCUCUAGUCCCUCUCUAGACCCUCUUCUUUAGACCCUCUUCUCUAGACCCUCGUCUCUAGUCCCUCUCUAGACCUUCGUCUCUAGACCCUCUCUAGACCCUCGUCUCUAGACCCUCUCUAGUCCCUCGUCUCUAGACCCUCGUCUCUAGACCCUCUCUAGUCCCUCGUCUCUAGACCUUCAUCUCUAGUCCCUCGUCUCUAGACCCUCUCUAGUCCCUCGUCUCUAGACCCUCUCUAGACCUUCGUCUCUAGACCCUCUCUAGUCCCUCGUCUCUACACCCUCUUCUGUAGACCUUCGUCUCUAGUCCCUCGUCUCUACACCCUCUUCUCUAGUCCCUCGUCUCUAGACCCUCUCUAGACCUUCGUCUCUAGACCCUCUAGUCCCUCGUCUCUACACCCUCUUCUGUAGACCUUCGUCUCUAGUCCCUCGUCUCUACACCCUCUUCUGUAGACCUUCGUCUCUAGUCCCUCGUCUCUACACCCUCUUCUGUAGACCUUCGUCUCUACACCCUCGUCUCUAGACCCUCUCUAGAACUUCGUCUCCAGACCUUCGUCUCUAGUCCCCGUCUCUACACCCUCUUCUGUAGACCCUCAACUCUCGUCCCUCGUCUCUAGAUCCUCGUCUCCAGCCCCUCGUCUCUAGUCCCUCUCCACACCCUCGUUUCUAGACCCUCUCUAGACCCUCGUCUCUAGACCCUCAACUCUAGACCCUCGUCUCUAGAUCCUCGUCUCCAGCCCCUCGUCUCUAGUCCCUCUCCAGACCCUCGUCUCUAGACCCUCUCUGGACCCUCGUCUCUUGUCCAUGACACAAUGAUCCUUUAUGAGCCUCAAACUGGUUCAAACGUGUAUCUUCUCCCUGAGAACGAUCUCUUCAGAUGCAUUCUGGGUAAUGUAGGCCCUCCAGUGUCAUCAUGAACUCCACAAUAAAAGUUUUUACGGUGGAUUUGUCUUUUUUGAGCUCUGAGAAAACAAAAGUCCAAGAUGGCGGCAGAAGUUACAGAUUGAAUUUGUCACGUUUAAAGCAUGUUUGUUGUUGUUUAAACAACAAACGUGUGUUGAUGGACUUGAGACGACGAACCCUGAGUUUGAGUCAAAUCAGAAAAGAGUCAAAAUCACUUCAGGAACCGCCGACGUUACCUCAACGCUAACCGCUACGGGCAAGUUACGAGGACACGGAAUAAUAAUGUCUCUCAGAUGGCCUCUCUGUCUCUCUCCCCCUCUCUCUUUCUCUCUCUCGCUCCAAAGGAAAGACAUCCUUCAGAAGUUAUCUAUGGGUGAAGCUCAUUGGUCCUUCAGGGUUUCCUCCAGGGGCGGGGCUUAAAAAGAAGACGAUCUGGGUCCUUUAAUCUGUUUAGUCCUCAAGUUAUUUAUGAUCUUUCAUGGAGAUCGGAUCUGUUCUUCUCUUCUCUGUUCUUUUUAUUUUGUCUGCAAGAAACAACAAAAAAUUAAAAACAUUUUGAGUA